Messenger RNA from Aricia agestis (brown argus), 885 nucleotides. Its product is annotated as collagenase-like. The record is from RefSeq and is a predicted model, not a curated record. Gene Ontology annotation, biological process: proteolysis. NCBI's taxonomy places the organism in Eukaryota, Metazoa, Arthropoda, Insecta, Lepidoptera, Lycaenidae. Bases 1 to 885 code for a protein of 294 amino acids. The transcript has 5 exons. Gene Ontology annotation, molecular function: serine-type endopeptidase activity.
AUGACAAAAAUUAUCCUCAUUGUUUUUCUUUUUGGAUGUGUUCCGAACAUAAGUUCUGUUCCUGACAAUCCUGUUUUCGGAUACAUUUCUAAGUAUGGAAUACCUGCCGCUAAGAGAGUGAAAAUAGUGGAAGAUAAGAAUAAAAUGGAUGCAAGGAUAGUGGGAGGUAGACCGUCUUCUCUUGGACAACAGCCUUACCAGGCUGGUCUCAUAGCGAGUAUAAUGGGGACGUCAGACAAGAGUUUAUGCGGCGGAUCGCUCAUCACAGCUGAUAGGAUCCUCACUGCAGCUCACUGCUGGUACGACGGUAUGACCCAGGCGUGGAAGUUCGAGGUGGUUCUUGGUUCCGUGAGGCUCUUCAGUGGGGGAACCCGAGUUAAUACCAGUGCUGUUUCUGCCCAUCCAGACUGGGAUCCAUCGCUCGUUCGAAACGAUAUCGCUGUAGUGUACCUACCGAAUCAGGUUACAUCUCCGGGUCUUGUAGUGACUAUAUCACCAAUUGCCCUUCCCACUACGACCGAGUUGAAGCAGGAUUUCGUAGGCACCAAGGCUGUUGCUUCAGGAUUUGGGCUCACUGAAGAAGACGCCCAAAUUACCAGUGACCAGCAGCUCAACUACGCCAAAUUGAAAAUCAUACCCAACAGUGUAUGCUCUCUCUCCUACCCCUACUUCAUCCACGCUUCCAACAUAUGCACCAGCAGCGAACAGGGUUCCACACCCUGCAGAGGGGAUUCUGGUGGCCCCUUGGUAGUGAAAGUUGAUGGAAGGAAAAUCUUGAUUGGCGUGACAUCAUUUGGCUCAAUGUUUGGAUGCGAAUCUAAUUCUCCUGCCGUGUACACCCGAGUCACUUCGUAUCUCAGUUUUAUUUACCAACAUGUAUCAUAA